AUGCACUUAACAGAAAAGUCCUUGGCCAUUGGGGACCUCAAGGCCCUUGAAUACUUUCAAUUCGCUGUAUGGCCUCUUUUCACCACUGCGGCUCAUCCUUGCCCACCACCCAUACCUCUCGCCAUGGAAUGUCAGCCGGUACUUCUGGCUGUAUGUGAGUUGGCCGAGGCGCAUCGCACACUGCGGGACAAGGCUGGGAGUAACACGGUCACCGCACCAUUUGAUAAAAGAAUGAGCUGCCUGGCUUCAGUCAGGGAGCAGCUUCGAACCAAUAAUUCCAAUAAUGCAUCACUUUCGCCCCUGCUGAUCGCAGUCUUUCUGCUCUAUUUUCUGGACGGGUUUAUUGAAUGUGGUCAUCCAUCUGCCUCGACAGCAAGUCACCACGUGGGCGUCCAAGCGAUUGUUGAUCACCUUGGAGGCUUUACAGCUCUUAUCAACAUGGGUCAGAAGGACAUCACUAUGUUGCUAUCAGAGUUUGCAUCUACAGACCUGACAAAGGCUCUGCUGGACGACCGAGCUCCUUGCUUUCCUGCUGAAAUCUGGACACAGAUAGAACACGGGACAGUGUGGUGGGACCAGGAAACCUAUAACGGAACGACACUUGCAUCAGUAUUUCGAAUACUUGCAGAAAUGUCACUGUAUCGCCAGCAGAUCAGAACAGACCCGGAGACAUUUGCAAUGGAAGUGGUACAAGCUUUUGAGCGGUGUCUACAGCCGUCAUUCCAGACUCUCAACCUUGACCACAUGGAAAAUUCCAAUGCCUACACUGUGCAUGAAUCGACGCUUGAACCAAGGAUGCAGGCUGAUUCCUUCACGCGUGCUUUUCAACACAGUGCACUCGUCUACCUAUACCGAGCAAUCUGUGGCCUUCCACCGAGGCAUUGUUUGGUGCAACAGCAUGUUCAGUCCUGUGUGGAGUGCAUCAAAAGCAUCUCGCCUCUUUCUAAGGCCCAUAACUGUAUAAUAUUCCCAUUGUACGUCAUGGGCGCCCACACUUUCCUACCAGAUCAGCAGGCCUUUGUUUUGGAGAGACUUGAUUUCAUAUACAAAUACUUACGCUUCAACGCUGUACUGUUGGUCCGCACAGCGUUGGAGGAUUUAUGGAAGUCACCGCGGCAUAAUGGGGACUGGUGUGACAUGUUUAGAUCUCUAGGUGAACACGUGCUUGUGAUCUAG
Molecule: messenger RNA, 1176 nt
Organism: Penicillium coprophilum
Lineage: Eukaryota; Fungi; Ascomycota; Eurotiomycetes; Eurotiales; Aspergillaceae
Exons: 1
Coding region: 1-1176 (391 amino acids)
Biological process (GO): positive regulation of transcription by RNA polymerase II
Cellular component (GO): nucleus
Molecular function (GO): DNA-binding transcription factor activity; transcription cis-regulatory region binding
Source: RefSeq, a predicted model, not a curated record